GCAUCUCGGCCUUCGACGCUCAGCACCUGCAUGCAAGAACGUUCCUCCACUCACUUUUGUAUACCGCUUCUCCGCUACUAUUGCCAGGUAAUACAUGGCACCUUCCGCACUAUUCACCACGCACGUUGCGGUCCUUGAGCUUGAGCUUGCUCAUGCAACUGCAGCCACGCUAAUUACGUGUAUCACAGCACCCAACAGGCAUGUUGGUCGCUAUAAUGACCAUGGGCGUACGGAGGUGAGCUCUGAGAAAACAUUCAGCCUUCUUGAGCGCCGGAUAUGGUGCGCAGACCACCCGCCAGACGCGUCGCGGUCCAGACCGUCUCGUUCCUCCGCUUCAACUCUGCGCUGUGGGUGCCCCUCCGCUCUCCACCAAUCCACCCAUGGUCCUGGAAAAUCUUCCGUUCAAUAUCCGCGCCGUGCGGGGACGCACGCACACACAAGCAGACUGCACCACGGCGUUCUCGCGUUCUGGACACGUAAGGCGCGAGUAAAGUACCCAUGGCAUCUGUGUGGUGUUAAGGCCUAAGGUGCCGCGCAAUGCGCCACCGGAGAAGAGGGUCCUCGCUCGUUCCGGGAGGCGAGUCGCCUCCGAACCCGAGCCUUGCAGGCAGCACGAUCGAAAGCCACACGCACGCGGGACCCGUCGUCGCCUCGUGCCUGCCACCCUCGUUUUCCCAAAGCCUAUUGCUUGUUUCAUCUAGACUGGCGUCUAGC
Messenger RNA from Rhodofomes roseus, 714 nucleotides. RefSeq lists its product as uncharacterized. The transcript has 2 exons. NCBI's taxonomy places the organism in Eukaryota, Fungi, Basidiomycota, Agaricomycetes, Polyporales, Fomitopsidaceae. The record is from RefSeq and is a predicted model, not a curated record. Bases 95 to 526 code for a protein of 143 amino acids.